Lachancea fermentati is the source of this 2475-nucleotide messenger RNA. Lineage: Eukaryota; Fungi; Ascomycota; Saccharomycetes; Saccharomycetales; Saccharomycetaceae. The record is from the annotation of a GenBank genome assembly.
AUGGUCAAAGUUAAAGGAAAGAAGGGUACCUUAACCCAGGGCUAUGACAAUAAGGUCUCUGAUCUCAUUUAUCGUAUGCUCGAAGAAAAGACUGUUGAAAAGAAGAAGUCCAAUGUCAUCAAAAAGCAAGAGUCAAAUGAUAUCGGUGAAAGUUAUGAUAGUUCGGAAGAAAUGAAUGACCUCGCGGAUAUAUACUUAGCUCGUGAUUUGAACUUCGGUGAGGUUAUGGGAUUUAUUCAAUCUAGAGAUUUGUCUAUGCAGCGGGUUAAAAAAGUUGUUUUAGAGAAAACCGUUGAAAGAGUUCUCAAACAAAUCAUUGAUGAGGAAAAUGAGCAGUUUGCAGCAUACUUUGCCGUUGAGAAUACUGAUGAAGAUGCAAUGAAUGUAGAUGGCGAGGAUUUAACCCAGAAAAACAUGAUGAUAGCUCCCAGUGACAACUCCAUGAACAAAAGCAUUACGAGCCAAUGGAACACUGGUAAGAAAGAAAACUCUGACGAGAAACCCAAAGACGAGGAGAAAAAACUGAAAAAGCGGGCAAAAGAAUCUACCACUAAGUCUAAGAGACAGAAAACUCAGGAAGAUAGAAGGCCACCUUUGACUAAUUUGUCCUCCCUAGGAGGUAUGGAUGAUGUUGUUGCUCAACUAAUGGAAUUAAUCGGACUACCAAUACUACAUCCCGAAAUAUUUGCAUCAACUGGUGUAGAGCCUCCUCGAGGAGUUCUUUUGCAUGGCCCACCAGGUUGUGGUAAAACGUCGAUCGCCAAUGCCCUGGCUGGUGAAUUACAGGUUCCAUUUAUUUCCAUAUCUGCACCUUCGGUGGUAAGCGGAAUGUCGGGAGAAAGUGAGAAAAAGAUCAGAGACCUUUUUGAGGAAGCAAAGAGUCUAGCGCCUUGUUUAGUAUUCUUCGACGAGAUUGAUGCGAUCACCCCGAAGAGAGAUGGAGGAGCACAGAGGGAGAUGGAAAGAAGAAUAGUAGCACAGCUUUUAACAUCAAUGGACGAAUUAUCUUUUGAAAAAACUGAUGGAAAGCCAGUAAUUAUAAUUGGUGCUACGAAUCGACCUGAUUCACUAGAUCCUGCUUUAAGAAGAGCAGGUAGAUUUGACAGAGAGAUAUGCCUGAAUGUGCCUAAUGAAAUAUCGAGACUGCACAUCUUAAAGAAAAUGUCUUCAGGUUUAAGAAUUGAUGGCACAAUUGACUUUUUGAAAUUGGCAAAGUUAACUCCUGGCUUUGUCGGCGCCGAUCUAAAAGCAUUGACAACUGCUGCAGGGACUUGUGCAAUAAAGCGUAUUUUUCAAACUUACGGUUCAAUGGCUGCUUCAUCCGAAAUGGAAGUCGAUGGUAGCACUAGUACGUCAGAAGUUGAAGACCAACUGAAAAAUACCGUUAAUAUGAUUGACCCGCUGCCUUUAUCCACAAUCCAAAAAUUUAUCCAAAAUUUUCCAGAACCUCUUUCACAAGAACAGCUAGCCACAUUAUCAAUCAAAUACGAAGAUUUCUUAAAAGCGCUUCCCACAAUUCAACCAACUGCUAAAAGAGAAGGAUUUGCAACUGUUCCAGAUGUUAGUUGGGCGAACAUUGGUGCUUUGAAUAAGAUACGUGUCGAACUUAACAUGGCUAUUGUUCAGCCCAUAAAGAGGCCUGAACUCUAUGAAAAAGUGGGUAUAAGUGCUCCUGCAGGUGUUUUGCUAUGGGGCCCUCCCGGCUGCGGUAAGACGCUACUUGCGAAAGCCGUUGCUAAUGAAUCAAGAGCAAAUUUUAUAUCGAUUAAAGGUCCAGAAUUGCUCAACAAAUACGUGGGUGAAUCUGAAAGAGCAAUUAGACAGGUCUUUACUCGUGCCCGCGCUUCCGUACCCUGUGUUAUAUUCUUCGAUGAACUUGACGCCCUUGUACCGAGAAGAGAUACCAGUUUAUCAGAAGCUUCCUCCAGGGUGGUGAAUACAUUAUUAACAGAACUAGACGGUCUCAACGAUAGAAGAGGUAUAUUUGUAGUGGGUGCAACGAACAGACCUGAUAUGAUUGAUGCUGCGAUGUUGAGACCUGGUAGACUAGAUAAGACAUUGUUCAUCGAGCUUCCAAAUUUUGAGGAAAAGCUUGAUAUUAUAAAAACGUUAACCAGAACAAAUGGGACUCCAUUAUCUAGUGAUGUUGACCUUGAAUCCAUCAUUCGUAAUGAAAGUUGCAGAAAUUUCUCUGGUGCAGAUUUAGCCGCUCUAGUCAGAGAGAGCUCAGUAUUGGCAUUGAAAAGAAGUUUUUUCAAAAACGUAGAAAUGCAUUCAGUGAAAGACAACAACUUAGACAAGGAAUUUGAAGAUUUGAGCACGUCGGCAACUGAGGAAGUCCUUGUAACAUUUCAAGAUUUCCAAAAUGCCCUGAAAAAGAUCAAACCAUCCGUCAGUGAUAAAGAUAGAGUUAGAUAUGAGAGGCUAAACAAAAAAAUGGGCUGGGAUGAGAACACGGAAGACGAAAGCAUGUGA